AUGCUUCUGCACCAGUACAUGAACGGAGCCCUGGACGAAGUCAUGCCGCUCCAGAGGGACACCCGACUCACCAAAAUCUUCGUGGGUGGACUGCCAUACCACACCAACGACGCCUCGCUCAGAAAAUACUUCGAGGCGUUCGGAGACAUCGACGAGGCUGUUGUUAUCACUGACAGACAGACGGGCAAGUCGAGGGGAUAUGGAUUUGUAACUAUGACGGAAAGUUCAGCAGCCGAAAGAGCCUGUAAAGAUCCAAACCCGAUCAUUGAUGGAAGGAAAGCUAAUGUGAACCUGGCCUAUCUGGGUGCCAAGCCUCGCAGCCUGCAGCCGGGCUUAUCCAUCGGAGUGCAGCCCCUUCACCCUGCCCUCAUCCAGAGACCGUACGGGUUGACCCAGCCGUACAUCUACCCUCAGGCCUUCAUGCAGCCCAGCCUGGUGCUGCCCACUCAGCUCUCCACUUCGGUCAGCUCCAACCCAUAUCUGGACUAUGCCGCGGCAUACUCCCAGUAUGCCCAAGCCGCCUUCGAGCAGCAGUACCCCUACGCCGCCUCUCCUGCUGCUGGUUACCUCGGAUACAGCUACGCCACCAGCCCCACCACCACGGCUGCCGGGCCUGCCGCUGCCACCACAGCCCCUGCCACCGUGCACCCAAACUUGCCCACGGCCAGCGCGCCCACCGCCUUCCUGCACUACGCCCCGCAGCACAUCCAGCCGGACCGCAUGCAGUGA
Knipowitschia caucasica is the source of this 729-nucleotide messenger RNA. NCBI's taxonomy places the organism in Eukaryota, Metazoa, Chordata, Actinopteri, Gobiiformes, Gobiidae. The record is from the annotation of a GenBank genome assembly.